AGAAGCCAUCUGAUUGGUUGCUAUGGGAAGCUGGGCAAUUUUUUCCUCUGCAAAAGGUUUUGAUAAAUCAUCCCCAUAGAGACUAAUGUCCAAGAGCAAUGCCCACCCCCCACCUGACCAUGGGAGACUCCACAGUCACACAAGUCGCCACAAACAGCAAACAGAUUCCAGGGAAACCUUGUCCGGAGAACAAUGCCCGUGAGAGGAACCGUGUCCGGACCCUAAGACAAGCCUUCCUGUCACUACAGGCAGCACUGCCCUCUGUGCCUCCUGACACCAAGUUAUCCAAGUUAGAUGUCCUUGUCCUGGCCACCAGUUACAUCGCCCACCUGACCCAAACCCUGGACCAGGAGAGGCCAACCCCUGCGGGCCCUCAGGCUGGGAGGGGCCCCGGGUACCUGCACCCUAUGAAGAAGUGGCCGAUGCGGUCUCGGCUCUACGCUGAAGCUCUGGAGUCUGAGGUGUCCGGGAGAUCAGCAGCCAAUGAGAUCUCGGGAGGACAAAAAUCUGGAUACAGACUAAAUAAGUGGAACUGAAUGGAUAAGUCCUGUACUGAUCCUGAGUUAUAUCCUGUAUUAUACUCCAGAGCUGUACUCACUAUUCUGCUGGUGAGGUCACUGUGUACAUACAUUACAUUACUUAUCCUGUAUUAUACUCCAGAGCUGUACUCACUAUUCUGCUGGUGAGGUCACUGUGUACAUACAUUACUUAUCCUGUACUGAUCCUGAGUUAUAUCCUGUAUUAUACUCCAGAGCUGUACUCACUAUUCUGCUGGUGGGGUCACUGUGUACAUACAUUACAUUACUUAUCCUGUACUGAUCCUGAGUUAUAUCCUGUAUUAUACUCCAGAGAUGUACUCACUAUUCUGCUGGUGAGGUCACUGUGUACAUACAUUACAUUACUUAUCCUGUACUGAUCCUGAGUAAUAUUCUGUAUUAUACUCCAGAGCUGUACUCACUAUUCUAUUGGUGAGGUCACUGUGUACAUACAUUACUUAUCCUGUACUGAUCCUGAGUUAUAUCCUGUAUUAUACUCCAGAGCUGUACUCACUAUUCUAUUGGUGAGGUCACUGUGUACAUACAUUACUUAUCCUGUACUGAUCCUGAGUUAUAUCCUGUAUUAUACCCCAGAGCUGUACUCACUAUUCUGCUGGUGAGGUCACUGUGUACAUACAUUACUUAUCCUAUACUGAUCCUGAGUUAUAUCCUGUAUUAUACCCCAGAGCUGCACUCACUAUUCUUCUGGUGAGAUCACUGUGUACAUACAUUACAUUACUUAUCCUGUACUGAUCCCGAGUUAUAUCCUGUAUUAUACCCCAGAGCUGCACUCACUAUUCUGCUGGUGAGGUCACUGUGUAUAUACAUUACAUUACUUAUCCUGUACUGAUCCUGAGUUAUAUCCUGUAUUAUACUCCAGAGCUGUACUCACUAUUCUGCUGGUGAGGUCACUGUGUACAUACAUUACAUUACUUAUCCUGUACUGAUCCUGAGUUAUAUCCUGUAUUAUACUCCAGAGAUGUACUCACUAUUCUGCUGGUGAGGUCACUGUGUACAUACAUUACAUUACUUAUCCUGUACUGAUCCUGAGUUAUAUCCUGUAUUAUACCCCAGAGCUGUACUCACUAUUCUGCUGGUGAGGUCACUGUGUACAUACAUUACUUAUCCUAUACUGAUCCUGAGUUAUAUCCUGUAUUAUACCCCAGAGCUGCACUCACUAUUCUGCUGGUGAGGUCACUGUGUACAUACAUUACAUUACUUAUCCUGUACUGAUCCUGAGUUAUAUCCUGUAUUAUAGCCCAGAGCUGUACUCACUAUUCUGCUGGUGAGGUCACUGUGUACAUACAUUACUUAUCCUAUACUGAUCCUGAGUUAUAUCCUGUAUUAUACCCCAGAGCUGCACGCACUAUUCUGCUGGUGAAGCCAAGGCUGCCUGGGCAUGCUGGGAGUUGUAGUUGUGCUGGAGUCAGUCACAGAUGUAGGCUAAGAGAAUGUUCCCACACUGCAGAUAUUCAGAAAGAUGACCCCAGAGGAUGACGGCGGCCAUUGUUGUCAUUCAGCACCAAUAUAAAGGCUGCCGCCCCUCCACCCCCCAGAUCCAUCACACACACAAGACAGCAGGGGGCGCCGCACAGCACUCUGGACCACAUCACUGACUGUAAAGGCUUUUUUAUUGCAUCAGAUUCUGGAAUGACAUCACAGCAAGAAUUUUUAGACGUCAUUUACAAACAAAUAUAAAUGUUACAAAAAUACAACAUCCGGCAGAAUUCAGUGCAACAAAUAACCCAAAGACCUCGCGAUCUUCGCUUUGGCACAGUCAGCGGUCGGCGACCUGGGGGGGAUGGAGGCUUAUGGGAUAUCCAGGCCGAAGAGGCAGCAUAAAGCAAAUAAACCCCAUAAAUGAUAUAGAAGCAGCUGAUUCCUUAUGAUAAUAUAAUACAGGGUAUACGGGGACCUCCCCCUCAGGCGACAGGAGCGGCGCCAUUGACUGACACACUUGGAUCAUUCAAAUACUGAGGGUAAAAAGGCCUUCACCUAAGGCGGCAAGCAGUGAGAACCGGUCAUCACGUUCAUCCUGCCGGUAAUGGUACUCCAGUGAAAUUUUUUUUUUUUAAAUCAACUGGUGCCAGAAAGUUAAACAGAUUUGUAAAUUACUUCUAUUAAAGAAUCUUAAUCCUU
Messenger RNA from Hyla sarda, 2675 nucleotides. RefSeq names its product transcription factor 23-like. Gene Ontology annotation, molecular function: RNA polymerase II transcription regulatory region sequence-specific DNA binding; protein dimerization activity; DNA-binding transcription factor activity, RNA polymerase II-specific. The record is from RefSeq and is a predicted model, not a curated record. The coding region runs from base 99 to 536 and encodes 145 amino acids. NCBI's taxonomy places the organism in Eukaryota, Metazoa, Chordata, Amphibia, Anura, Hylidae. The transcript has 3 exons. Gene Ontology annotation, biological process: developmental process; regulation of transcription by RNA polymerase II.